Molecule: messenger RNA, 1161 nt
Organism: Lolium perenne
Lineage: Eukaryota; Viridiplantae; Streptophyta; Magnoliopsida; Poales; Poaceae
Source: RefSeq, a predicted model, not a curated record
AGCAUUCCUACACAAGCAAAGGCGGCUUUCAUCCCUCCAGCUCUACAUAGUCGCUUCUACCUCCAUGGCCACUUCUAUCCCCAUCUCAACUAUGCUAGUGUGCGUUUUACUUCUCCAGCUUGCCCAUGCAAGGCUCCUAGUGGAGGACGAAAACACACUCGAUGACAGCAAGUCGUUCUCCAUCAGAGGUGGCAGCGGGAAGGGUGGUGGCCGGGGUUUCGGUGUGAUUAUCAGCCAUGGAGGGCACGACACAUCCAUUGCUAUCGGCGGUGGGUUUGGAGGAGGAGGUGGUACUACCAGUGGUGGUGGUGCAAGUGCAGGCGGUGGAGCAGGGGCAGGUGUUGGCAUCGACGUGGGGCGUGGUGGGGUGGAUGUCGGGAUUGACGGCGGUGGAGGUGGGGCCGCUAGCGCCAGCGGUGUGCAUGUGGGAGGUGGAGCUGGAGGUGGUGUCGGUGUUCACGUUGGACGUGGUGGGGUGGAUGUGGGGAUUGGCGUCCGUGGAGGUGGAGCUGCUAGCGCCGGCGGUAUGCAUGUGGGAGGUGGAGCUAGAGGUGGUGUCGGUGUCCACAUUGGACAUGGUGGGGUGAAUAUAAGCCCCGGAGUUGGCAGUGCUGUUGGAGGAGGUGAAGGUGGCGGGAGCACUGGUGGUGGCAGUGGUGUUGGUCGUGCUGGUAAUACAGUGGGCGAUGGCGCAGGUUUUGCUAGUUUAGAUGGCAACGGCGGAAGAGGAAGUGGCAUUGGAGUUGGGUCGAGCAGUGGAGGUGUCGCUGGUGGCUCCGGCAAUGGCGGCGGACAUGGUUGAUCGAUUAUGUUAACUUUAAGAAAUAGAAAUGGAUACAUCAAGAUAUAUUACCUAUUGGUUUUGUGCUAAGUCAAACUUUGUAAACUUUAACCAAGUUUCUACUUUUUUGGCAAAACUAGCACUACUUCAGUAGUUCAGUGUUGGAGCUGCAACUCGCAGCUCCUUCUUCUACCUCGAGCCUUCAACUUAAGUUCAUUUCAAAAAUCGAUGUACAAAAUAUGAGAAUAAUGUGUUCCUAGUGGAUCUUAUCCAUUUGUGGAAUAUCGGAAAAAGCAAAGAAUGGUAAGAACGUGUAGUUUCUCCAUAUUUGUAGCCAUGACCAGACAAUCAAACAAAAAUCAAUUAACCAUAAAAAUGUC